UAUGUCUUUCUCUCUCUUUAAAAUCACUUUCUCCAAUUAGUUUAGUGCCUUUUGGUAGCUGUGUGAGAUCAGUUCAGACCUAACACACCACUCCGAGAAGGGUGAAGAAUGGCGAGAGAGAAGAUCAAGAUCAAGAAGAUUGAUAACGUGACGGCCAGGCAAGUCACCUUCUCUAAGAGGAAGCGAGGUCUCUUUAAGAAAGCUGAAGAGCUUUCUGUUCUCUGUGACGCCGAGAUUGCUCUCAUCAUUUUCUCAGCUACUGGCAAGCUCUUUGAGUACUGCAGCGCCUCCAGCAUGAAGGACACGAUUUCAAGGUAUAAUCUGCAUUCUAACAACAUCGGAAAGCUUGACCCGCUAUCGCUUGAACUGCAGCUGGAAAAUAGGAACAACAUCAGAUUGAGCAAGGAAGUUGCUGAAAAGAGCCAUGAACUACGACAAAUGCGAGGAGAAGAUCUUCAAGGAUUGAAUAUAGAGGAAUUACAACAACUCGAAAAAUUGCUUGAAUCAGGACUUGGGCGUGUUCUUGAAACAAAGAGUGGACUGAUUAUGAACGAGAUCUCUUCACUUGAAACAAAGGGAGCACAACUAUUGGAGGAGAAUAGACAGCUAAAACAGAAGGUAUCCAACUUGUAUAAGGGAAAAAGCCUCGUCCUAGCUGAUUCAGAAAUCGCAAUUCAGGAAGAAGGGUUGUCAUCAGAAUGUGCUACUAAUGUUUGCAGCUGCAGCAGCGGCCCGCCUAUUGAGGAUGACAGUUCUGAUACUUCUCUCAAAUUAGGGCUUCCCUUCUCUUGCUGAAUUGGAGAAGACGAAGUGGAUUUCUUCCGUGUGUCGGAUAAAACAGCCCAGGCAUCGCCCAAGAGCUUUAAGGCUCGAUCUGCGAAAGAGUGGGAUAGGAGCAAAUCUGUGGGCUGCCACAUGGGCCCUCCAUCUAUUACUUUAUGAUAUAAACCAGCCCAGUUGGGCCCAUGUUGAUUAGAUCUAGCCUAUCUUAUUAAUUGCUGUCCAGGCUCUGCUAACUUUGGAUGAGGCUCUUCUUUUUCGGUUGGUAAUAUAGUCUAGCAUAGGCCAGAUACUUGAGAGCUUAUGGGCCUCUCGAGUACAUGAUAUUGUUUAGCAUAGGAGCCUUCCUAGUACAUGUAUUGGGGCCUCCUUUUCAAAGCUUAUGCUGGUGUAUAUAUUUAUUUGUCCUUAUUUUUAUAAAGUAUUAUCCUGAAUAAUACUUUAUUCAUGAUAAUACUUUAUAUUAUCCUGAAUAAUAAUAAAAUAUAUAUAUUUUUUUCUUGUGUUUGAAAUAAAAAGAAUCAAGCUU
Messenger RNA from Pistacia vera, 1309 nucleotides. RefSeq names its product MADS-box protein SVP-like. The record is from RefSeq and is a predicted model, not a curated record. Gene Ontology annotation, cellular component: nucleus. Bases 109 to 795 code for a protein of 228 amino acids. Lineage: Eukaryota; Viridiplantae; Streptophyta; Magnoliopsida; Sapindales; Anacardiaceae. Gene Ontology annotation, biological process: positive regulation of transcription by RNA polymerase II. The transcript is spliced from 9 exons. Gene Ontology annotation, molecular function: RNA polymerase II cis-regulatory region sequence-specific DNA binding; protein dimerization activity; DNA-binding transcription factor activity, RNA polymerase II-specific.